UGAAAUUUAUGAAUAAAAUCUACGUGAUCCGCGAUUGUUUACAUUACUUUUACAUUGUAAUAUUAUUGUAAUAUGUAAUGAUUACAAUUUUUUACAAUUUUUUUUACACUAUAAAAUAAAUUAAAAUAAUUAUUUAACUGAUUAUUUUUGACGUUAAGUGAAUCAAGUGAAUGAAAUCAAUAAUAGUUCUUCAAUAGCAUCCUAAAAAGUGAAAACACUAACAAACCAACAAAAAUGGCUUCUUCUGAAUUAAAUGGCCGAUCUCCCCAAUCGUUGUCUUCAUCGCCACCAUCAUCCCCAUCGUCUGCGUCAUCUUCGUUAUGCUUUCAGUUGUCGGCCACAGCCAAGAGGCAGAAGUUUCUUCGGAGGUUGUUUAAAUUUCGACAAAUGGACUUUGAAUAUGCUCUCUGGCAAGUCAUCUAUCUGUUCAUUGCUCCACAGAAAGUAUACAGAAAUUUCAGUUAUAGAAAACAAACAAAAAAUCAGUGGGCUAGAGAUGAUCCAGCAUUCCUUGUUUUAUUGACUAUUUGUCUUAUUGUAUCAUCGCUGGGUUACUCAAUCGUCCUUGAACUUGGUGUGGCAGGGUUUUUUAAAUUCUUCUUCUUUGUCAUCUUCAUAGACUGCAUCGCUGUUGGGAUCAUCAUAGCUACACUGCUUUGGUUCAUAACGAACAGGUAUCUGAUAGUUCAACCACCCACGAGGUGUGAUGUCGAGUGGGCGUACUGUUUCGACAUUCACCUCAAUGCAUUCUUCCCACUACUCACCAUAUUACACUUUCUGCAGCUGCCCUUUCUCAAUUAUUUCAUCUCGUACUCCAUCAUAAUGUGCUUCUGUAGUAACACUGUCUGGUUCAUUGCCAUUGGCUAUUAUCUCUAUAUCACUUUCCUUGGAUACAGUUUGCCCUUCUUGAAGAGGACGAGGAUGUUGUUGUAUCCCUUCACGAUCGUGGCCAUCAUCUACGUCCUCUCCGUCAUUCUAAAUAUCAACUUUGACAGGAUCCUCUGCGACUUCUACCACUUCCGCACUCAUGGCGUCGUUACUUUCAUUUGAAAAAAUUUUAAAAAAAACUUGGUUCCCUGAUUGUUUGUUUGGUUAGUUGGUUGAUUGAUUGAUUGAAAAAUUGAUUGACUGAUUGAAUUCAUUCAUUUUUAUAUUUCAAACAUAAAACUGGUGUUAAUAAUAGUUAACGUUGUUGCAUUUUAUAUUAUUAUUGUUCCUUUUAUUUAUUUUCUAAUUAUUAUGGUGAUAUUUAUUGAAUAUAUAGACGUAACAUUCUGUGAAAUAAUAAAGAAUUUAUUAUUGGUUUGGUAGUUGAAUAAACAUUCGUGAAUGAUUGUUGGAUGGAGGAAGAAUGAAUGAAUUAAUGAUUGAAUAAAUGAAUGAAUGAAUGAAUGAAUGAAUGAGAAAAAACUAUUGAGAUUGUUACACUUUGAAAUUUGUUUUACCAAAUAAAUAUAGCUCUCACUAUAUUCUACCAUUCUUUAUAUUAUUAUCAUCGUUAUCAUUUUUUAUUAUUGUGAUUUUUUAAUUAGAUUUCAAACAGAAAUAUUCCUGCUACUACCACUACUACUACCACUACUACUACUACUACUACUACUACUACUACUACUACUACUACUACUGCUUCUACUACUACCACUUCUACUACUACUACUACUACUACUGCUGCUUCUACUGCUAAUACUACUACUAAAAUGAUAACAGUUACACUUUUAUUGUUACUAAUAUUCUACUGUUGGUAUAUAUAAGGACAGAUGUUAUCGCUAUUAGUAUUUAUACUGCAAUGCAUAGUAAAAAAUACUUACAUUACUACUGCUAAAUUUUAAAAAGAAACAUGUCUGACAGGUAAAAUUAUUUGCUACAAGCUUCGAGGAACAUUUUGUAAUUGUAAAUUAUCGUUGUUAUACAAAUAUGUAAAUAUUAGCAUUUUAUAUAUGUUUGUGUUCUUACAAUAAAGUUUAUAGUUGGAAGA
Molecule: messenger RNA, 1972 nt
Organism: Helobdella robusta
Lineage: Eukaryota; Metazoa; Annelida; Clitellata; Rhynchobdellida; Glossiphoniidae
Exons: 9
Coding region: 235-1050 (271 amino acids)
Cellular component (GO): Golgi membrane
Source: RefSeq, a predicted model, not a curated record